Molecule: messenger RNA, 4533 nt
Organism: Rhinolophus ferrumequinum (greater horseshoe bat)
Lineage: Eukaryota; Metazoa; Chordata; Mammalia; Chiroptera; Rhinolophidae
Gene: ARHGAP27
Product: Rho GTPase activating protein 27
Exons: 19
Coding region: 461-3079 (872 amino acids)
Biological process (GO): signal transduction; regulation of GTPase activity
Cellular component (GO): cytoplasm
Molecular function (GO): protein binding
Source: RefSeq, a predicted model, not a curated record
UAGGAUCACGGAGGGGGUGGGGAUCAAGCAGUGGGACGGAAAUCUGGCCAGAAGUUGGUGAGAAGGCUCCCUCCUCCCUUGAUCCCACCAUCCUGGUCCUGCUGCCUCUGCCUCCCAGGAGAUAGCCAGCCGCAGCCCAGCCCCUGCCCGGGAGGAAGUUCUGCCGGGUGCUCUCCGCUGGUGCCUCCCUCGCUAUAUUGUUGAACAGGAAACCCGGCAGCUCCGGAGCUGGGCGGUGGAGGAGGGAGAGCCGGACGCCGAAUCUACGCGCGUCUGCCGGGACAAGUGGAGGCAAGGCUAGCGAGUGGACACCCCGAGCUCCUGCUCCCGGAGGUCUCUUCAGCAUAACUCUUGGAAACCUCGCCCAACGGGAUGGCAGGGGCCUAACCUGCCUCUAUCCACCGGCUCCGCCCAUCCAGCCCAUGGGCUCCCUGAGGCCCGCCCAGCCAACGGAGAGGCCAUGGCCGCGAUGGCGGCGGACGUCGAGGGGGACGUGUACGUACUGGUGGAGCACCCCUUCGAGUACACCAGCAAGGAUGGGCGCCGAGUCGCCAUCCAGCCCAAUGAGCGCUACAGGUUGCUGAGCCGAAGCACCGAGCACUGGUGGCAUGUGCGGCGCGAGCCCGGGGGACGCCCCUUCUACCUGCCUGCGCAGUACGUGCGCGAACUGCCUGCGAUCGGCGACCCUGCCACCGCCCCAUCGCCGCCUGAACCCCUCCCGCGCCCCGCAGCCCCGGAACCGCUUGCCUAUGACUACCGCUUCGUGAGCGCCCCGGUGCCCAAGGGCCCCGACGGCGCGCCUGCGGAGCCCCGGGGCCGUGCGAGCUCCCUGUGCAGCCCUGCGCGGCGCGGCACCGCGACCCAGCGCAGCAGCCUGACGCCGGGCCAGCCCUCCUGCCUGUACACGCGGCCAGCGCCGAAGGUGAGGCCCGCGCAGUCCCUGGACGACCUGGCGCGCGCUGCGGCCGCACCCCCUGCCGGCCUCCUGGGGAGCGCCGGCCCCUUCAAGGCCUGUAGCGUGGCGGGCUCCUGGGUAUGCCCGCGGCCCCUGACACGCAGCGACUCUGAGAACGUGUACGAGGCCAUCGAGGACUUGCGCGGCCCGCCGCCGGAGGAGCUCCCGGAGCAGGUGGACGACACCCCGGAGCCCGUGUACGCGAACAUAGAGAGACAGCCUCCGGGUACUUUACCUGGCGCCACCGCGGCCCCCCGCCCCAGCCAGGUGUGGGAGACGCACACGGACGCGGGCACCGGGAGGCUCUACUACUACAACCCAGACACGGGCGUGACGACCUGGGAGUCACCCUUCGAGGCUGCCGAGGGCACUGCCAGCCCGACCACCUCCCGGGCCUCGGUGGGCAGCCGCGAGAGCCUCGAGACCGACUGGGGCCAGUACUGGGAUGAGGAGAGCCGCAGGGUGUUCUUCUACAACCCACUGACGGGCGACACGGUCUGGGAGGACGAGCCCGAGGACCAGCCGGAGGACGAGGACGAGAUGGAGAUGCAGCCGGGCCUGAGCCCGGGCAGCCCCAGGGACCAGAGGCCCCCCACCCCCGAAACGGACUACCCGGAGUCGCUGACCAGUUACCCGGAGGAGGACUAUUCCCCUGCGGGCUCGUUCAGUGAGCCGGGGCCCGCCUCUCCCUUGGCCACGCCCCCCGGCUGGUCCUGCCACGUGGACCCAGACGGGCAGACGCUCUACACCAACAACUUCACUCUAGAGCAGUGGGUGAAGCUGGAAGACGAGCAUGGGAAGCCCUACUUCUACAACCCAAAUGAUACCUCAGUUCGGUGGGAGCUGCCCCAGGUCCCAGUUCCUGCCCCUCGAACCAUCCGCAAAUCCAGCCAGGACAGUGAGACCCCAGCCCAGGCCAGCCCUCCUGAGGAGAAAAUCAAGACCCUGGACAAGGCAGGCGUGCUCCAUCGCACCAAGACAGUGGACAAGGGAAAGCGGCUCCGGAAGAAGCACUGGAGUGCCUCCUGGACAGUGCUGGAGGGCGGCGUCCUGACCUUCUUUAAGGACUCGAAGACCUCAGCUGCAGGCGGUCUGAGGCAGCCCUCUAAACUCUCUACCCCCGAGUACACGGUGGAGCUGAAGGGGGCCUCUCUUACCUGGGCCCCCAAAGACAAAUCCAGCAAAAAGAAUGUGCUAGAGCUCCGGAGCCGAGAUGGCUCAGAGUACCUGAUCCAGCACGACUCAGAGGCCAUCAUCAGCACCUGGCACAAGGCUAUUGCCCAGGGCAUCCAGGAGCUGUCCGCAGACCUGCCCCCGGAGGAGGAAAGCGAGAGCAGCAGCGUGGACUUUGGGUCCAGUGAGCGCCUGGGAAGCUGGCGGGAGGAUGAGGCGCGGUCCGGAGCAGCCGCGCACGCCCCGAGCCCCGGGGGCCAGGAGAGCGACUUGAGCAAGGUCAGGCAAAAGCUCCGCAAGUUCCUGCUGAGGCGGCCCACGCUGCAGUCACUGCGGGAGAAGGGCUACAUCAAAGACCAGGUGUUCGGAUGCGCGCUGGCCGCGCUGUGUGAACGCGAGAAGAGCCCGGUGCCGCGCUUUGUGCAGCAGUGCAUCCGCGCGGUCGAAGCCCGCGGGCUGGACAUCGACGGGCUGUACCGCAUCAGUGGAAACCUAGCCACCAUCCAGAAAUUACGCUAUAAGGUGGACCACGAUGAGCGCCUCGACCUGGACGACGGGCGCUGGGAGGACGUCCACGUUAUUACCGGUGCCCUGAAGCUCUUCUUUCGGGAGCUGCCUGAGCCCCUCUUCCCUUUCUCGCACUUCCGCCAGUUCAUCGCAGCCAUCAAGCUGCAGGACCAGGCCCAGCGCAGCCGCUGUGUGCGGGACCUGGUGCAAUCGCUGCCCUCCCCCAACCACGACACCCUGCGGUUGCUCUUCCAGCACCUGUGCCGGGUGAUCGAGCACGGCGAACAGAACCGCAUGUCCGUGCAGAGCGUGGCCAUAGUGUUCGGGCCCACGCUGCUGCGGCCUGAGACGGAGGAAACCAGCAUGCCCAUGACCAUGGUGUUCCAGAACCAGGUGGUGGAGCUCAUCCUGCAGCAGUGCUUAGACAUCUUCCCUCCACACUGACCCUCGCUGCUGGCGCUGCGGACCUGAGACUUGGGGCGGCGACUGUGGUGCUGCCACAGAAGCUGGAGGCCACGUUGCUGGACUCUGAGACCCUUUACUUCCCACAUGUCCACAGGCCGCUGCGAAUUCUGCACCCCUCGCUUCUGAGGGUAUGGUGACUCCUAGUGGGCAGUUCACAAAAUGUGAUUUCCCCCUCCCCCCUUGCCUGUCUUGUUCUGGGGUAAUUGGGUUCUGUUCUUUAUUACAGCGCCACCUACUGUGCGUGUGCGAGAAUGUGGGGUGGGGGUUGACGGUUUUCUGGGAUGGCCCACGCCCCGUACUGGGAAGAGGAAUUUGGGUGAACGGCUUGCUGGCUUCUUCAGGCCUGCACCUGGUUGAGGUCUUCCAGGAAACCCCGUGGGGCCCCUGGCACUGCAUCUGUCAUGAAGUAGCAACUGACAACUUCUCUGCUGCUGAAAUAGGACUGACCUGGGCCUCCAGCAUGGGCCUCCAGCUGACCCUGCCUUCCCUCAGGCCUCAGGGAUGAAACUCCUGCCCAGCGCUGUCACUAGCUGGUUGUAGACCAUUUCAUCUGCUUUUCUGUUUAGGGUUCUGGGCCUCUGCCCUCCCUGACCCACGUGUGUGCUGUGCAAUGGUUCUUCCCAUACCUACCUUCUGACAUGCACCAUUUCCACACACAAUCCUAUUUUACAGAUGAGAAAACGGGCUUGCAGAGGCAAAGUGACUUGUUCAGGGUCCAGGGGAUCUUCUGACUCCCCAGCUCAGGCUCCUUUUACACCAGGGCGCAGCCUACUGGGAGGUGAAAUGGAGUAUUUCAGCUACCCCCAAACUACAGAAUGGGCUUAUGGGUAAAGCAAAAGAAACUAAGCUGGGUGGGUUCUCUCUGGACUUGGGGGGAGGAGAAAUAGCACUAGCAGGAGCCCCCAGCCCCUCUCAGCAUUCUGGCUGUCAAGUGUGCCUACCUAGUGCCCACCUUGCCAUGUAGAGCUAGGAAGGCAUGCAGGGUGAAGGGGGAAGGAGAACAUAACCUCAGUAAAGGAAGUGUGGGCCCUGGGGUCAGCAGGCCCCCUUCCCUCAUACACAAACCACCUCAGUUAAUGGGUCUCAACCCCCCUGCCCCACCUACCCAUUCAUUUAUUAAACAAGCAAUAAUUGCUAAUAUUUAUUGACAUUUGUACCAUUCCAAGCAUUUUACUUGGAUUAUCUUGUUGGUUUCUCACAGCCAAUAUUUAUUACCUGCUCUUCUGUGCCAGGCACUGUGCUCUGGGGCAGGGGUAUUGCACAUGCCUCCCUGGUGGAGCUUAUGGUCUGGUGGGUCAGGCUGACACAAGUCCCCCCCUAAUGCCAGCAGGGCUGGGGCAAGACAAAUGGAGGACUCACACAUCGAAAUACUGUAAAGUUAUACAUCAAGCUAACAACUGUUCAAUAAAAUAUGUUCUAGUCUCCUACUCUGA